AAAAAAUGUAUAGUUUUUAAGACAAAAAGGGAAUAAAACAAUGGCGGAAAUCGUCCAUUUUCACGGUUGGCCACCCCGCGGUGACGAAGCAGCAGAUACAACACAGAUCAGAGCGAAAGGGGAUUGAGCGAUCGCAACUCACUCUCUACCAAUGGCGGACUCGUCGGGAACCACGCUGAUGGAUCUGAUAACGGCGGACCCGACCCCAGCGCCGGCAUCAUCAUCGGCGGUCGCCACUGCUCCAUCUCCGGCAGCAACGCCUCCGACUUCUCUGCCCUCGGCGUUGGGUAAACCCGCUACUGAGAAGAAAUCGAAGAGAGCCACAUUGAUGCAGAUCCAGAAUGACACCAUUUCUGCUGCCAAAGCUGCUUUGAAUCCAGUCAAGACCAAUAUCAUGUCAACGAAGCAAAAGAAGAAGCCAGUUUCCUAUGCACAACUCGCGAGAAGUAUCCAUGAGCUAGCUGCCACUUCUGAUCAGAAAAAAUCUGUUCGGCAAUUAGUGCACCAUGUGUUUCCAAAACUUGCUGUGUAUAAUUCCGUGGACCCUUCGCUCGCUCCAUCUCUUCUUAUGCUAAAUCAACAAUGUGAAGAUAGAAAUGUCCUACGAUAUGUCUAUUAUUACCUGGCCAGAAUUUUGUCUGACACCGGUCCCCAAGGGUUGAGCACAGGUGGUGGGAUACCCACCCCUAAUUGGGAUGCUCUGGCUGACAUCGAUGCAGUUGGGGGUGUUACUCGAGCUGAUGUUGUGCCACGAAUAGUAGAGCAGCUUAGUGCUGCAGCUACAAAUGCUGAUGUAGACUUUCAUGCUCGAAGACUACAAUCCUUGAAGGCACUUACAUAUUCUCCUUCAACCAACUCUGAAAUUUUGUCCAGAUUGUAUGAAAUUGUAUUUGGGAUACUAGAGAAGGUUGGUGAUACUCCACAAAAGAAAAAGAAAGGCAUACUGGGCGCUAAAGGUGGUGAUAAAGAAUCUAUAAUUCGAAGCAAUUUGCAAUAUGCUGCCUUGAGUGCUCUGAGAAGACUCCCUCUUGAUCCUGGAAAUCCAGCAUUUCUGCAUUAUGGUGUACAAGGGAUAUCAUUUGCUGAUCCGGUUGCUGUGAGACAUGCACUGGAAAUUGUUUCUGAGAUAGCUGCUAGGGACCCCUAUGCUGUUGCAAUGGCCUUAGGAAAGCAUGUGCAGCCUGGAGGGGCCUUACAAGAUGUUCUCCAUUUGCAUGAUGUUCUUGCUAGAGUUUCUCUAGCGAGGCUGUGCUGUACAAUAUCGAGAGCUAAAGCUUUAGAUGAGAGGCCAGAUAUUAGAUCUCAGUUCAAUUCAGUUCUCUAUCAACUUCUGUUGGAUCCCAGUGAACGAGUCUGCUUUGAGGCAGUUUUGUGUAUACUUGGAAAAUAUGAUAACACUGAGAGGACUGAGGAGCGUGGUGCUGGGUGGUAUCGUUUGACUAGGGAGAUUCUCAAGUUGCCGGAGGCAUCAUCGAAGGAAAGUUCUAAAGAUAAAUCAAAGAAGAUAAAACGACCACAGCCUCUUAUAAAACUUGUAAUGAGAAGGUUAGAGAGUUCUUUCCGAAGCUUUUCUAGACCCGUGCUUCAUGCAGCAGCUAGAGUUGUUCAGGAAAUGGGGAAAAGUCGGGCCGCCGCUUUUGCUAUGGGCAUACAGGAUGUUGAUGAAGGAGCACAUGUCAAUACAUUUGCUGAGGAUACAGAUUUAAAUGAUUCAGAUGAAAGCACACAUCCUGAAAGCAUCCGAAGAACUUCUUCAGUAUCUAAUGGAACUGCUGGCAGAGAUACCAUUGCGGGUAUGUUGGCUUCAUUAAUGGAAGUGGUACGGACAACAGUUGCCUGUGAAUGUGUUUAUGUACGAGCUAUGGUGAUCAAGGCAUUAAUCUGGAUGCAAGGCCCAAUUGACUCAUUUGAUGAAUUAGAAUCUAUUAUUGCGUCAGAACUUUCUGAUCCAGCUUGGCCAGCAGCCCUAUUGAAUGAUGUACUACUCACUCUGCAUGCUCGGUUUAAGGCUUCUCCAGAUAUGGCUGUUACUCUUCUUGAAAUUGCUAGAAUAUUUGCUACUAAAGUUCCAGGAAAGGUUGAUGCUGAUGUGCUACAACUGCUUUGGAAGACUUGUCUUGUUGGAGCCGGUCCUGAUGGGAAACAUAAAGCUUUAGAAGCAGUGACAAUUGUUCUUGAUCUACCACCUCCACAACCAGGAUCAAUGCUUGGUCUUACUUCAGUGGACAGAGUUUCUGCAUCUGACCCGAAGUCUGCUCUUGCGCUGCAAAGACUGGUCCAAGCUGCUGUUUGGUUUCUUGGAGAGAAUGCAAAUUAUGCUGCUUCAGAGUAUGCUUGGGAAUCUGCAACCCCUCCUGGUACAGCAUUGAUGAUGUUAGAUGCUGAUAAAAUGGUAGCUGCUGCUAGUUCUCGUAAUCCUACUCUAGCUGGUGCCUUGACUAGGCUCCAGAGGUGUGCAUUCAGUGGCAGCUGGGAGAUUCGAAUUAUUGCUGCUCAGGCUCUUACAACUAUGGCAAUUAGAUCUGGUGAACCUUUCAGGUUACAGAUUUAUGAGUUUUUGCAUACUUUGGCUCAAGGUGGUCUGCAGUCACAGUUCUCAGAUAUGCAUCUUAGUAACGGAGAAGAUCAAGGAGCUAGUGGUACAGGCCUUGGAGUUUUAUUAAGUCCUAUGAUAAAGGUUUUGGAUGAGAUGUAUAGAGCACAAGAUGAAUUGAUAAAGGAAAUACGCAAUCAUGACAAUGCUAAGAAAGAAUGGACUGAUGAUGAGCUGAAGAAACUAUAUGAAACCCAUGAAAGGCUGCUAGACCUUGUUUCAUUGUUUUGUUAUGUUCCAAGAACAAAGUAUCUACCUUUGGGCCCAACAAGUGCCAAACUCAUUGACAUCUAUCGAACUCACCACAAUAUUAGUGCAUCAACUGGUUUGAGUGAUCCAGCUGUUGCCACCGGCAUAUCUGAACUUGUCUAUGAAUCCCAACCUCCCGCUGCUGAACCUGAUACACUUGAUGAUGACCUAGUAAAUGCCUGGGCGGCAAACCUUGGAGAUGAUGGUUUGUGGGGAAACAAUGCACCAGCAAUGAAUAGGGUCAAUGAAUUUCUGGCGGGCGCUGGAACAGAUGCCCCAGAAGUUGAUGAAGAGAAUAUUAUCUCUAGGCCUUCAGUUAGCUAUGAUGAUAUGUGGGCAAAAACACUUCUAGAAUCUUCAGAACUAGAGGAAGAUGAUGCAAAGUCAUUGGGAUCAUCAUCUCCCGAUUCAACAGGUUCAGUUGAAACUUCGAUAUCAUCCCAUUUUGGUGGAAUGAGCUACCCUUCACUGUUUAGUUCACGGCCAACCACAUAUGGAGCAACUACGGACAAGGCACAAACAAGCCGAGGUAGUGGUUCCUCUCUAUAUGAGGGUCCUGGUUCUCCGAUAAGAGAGGAGCCGCCAUCAUACUCAUCCUCUGUCACGCAAAGAUAUGAAUCAUUCGAGAACCCCCUGGCAGGGAGCGGAUCUCAAAGUUUUGGGUCUCAAGAUGAGGAACGAAUUUCAUCUGGAAAUCCACAAUUUGGAUCUGCACUUUAUGACUUCACAGCUGGAGGAGACGAUGAAUUGAGUUUAACCGCUGGAGAAGAGGUUGAGAUUGAGUACGAAGUAGAUGGCUGGUUUUAUGUUAAGAAGAAACGCCCUGGCAGGGAUGGCAAGAUGGCUGGGCUUGUCCCUGUUUUAUAUGUCAAUCAGGCCUGAAUUUUGUACGUAAAAAUCUCUUGUAACUUCCGAGUCAUAAUGCAAAUGGUUUUUGUUUUUCUUGUCUCCGGCAUUGUUUCCAUUCCAAGGUUCAGUCUGCUCGUGUCAUAUGCCAUCCCUAUGCUUCGCUCUGAAUUUUUUUUUAAUCAAUUUUUCAUGUAUUUAUCUUGUUCCCCUAUUUGUCAGGUUGUAUGCUAUCUAAGUGUCAUAGUCCUUGCUAUUUGAGAGUGUUUUAGCCAUUCAUCCUAGGGAUUUCAUUUUUGUAAAGAGUGCUACUGAAAGUACCAUUGAAUUUACUGGAAUUAGUAUAUUUGCUCUUAUAUAGGGAGUUUAACACAUCAGGUGUAAUGUAAGUUUCAAGUUUUCCAA
Messenger RNA from Lotus japonicus, 4093 nucleotides. RefSeq lists its product as uncharacterized. The record is from RefSeq and is a predicted model, not a curated record. NCBI's taxonomy places the organism in Eukaryota, Viridiplantae, Streptophyta, Magnoliopsida, Fabales, Fabaceae. The coding region runs from base 152 to 3724 and encodes 1190 amino acids. The transcript has 27 exons. Gene Ontology annotation, molecular function: protein binding.